AUGUCCAGUCUUUUCGCUCUUUGCACCGUUCUAAACGGCAGCACCUUUGGACAGCUGUCAGUGGAGUGCAGGAUUCUGGACCGUGGGCGUAUAAGCGUGAUUUAUAUGGAAGGUUUUGGCAGCACAAAUCCGCGACACUUGUACGCCCCUUGCAGUCUGCAGCUAUUGUCCCACGGAGAGCAAACGAGGAAAAUAGAAAAGAGAUUUAGGGGCCAUGACCACACAUUCCCCAAACCUGAAGGCAGAUUCAGCAAGGGUCAAGAAGGGCACACAGGUGGUGAUGGAAGAGCUGGAAAAGUACUCAUCAUCCAUGAAGUUGGACAAUAUGCUGGCCAUGUCAUAUCGGCAGGAAUUGGAGGUGGACAUGGUGGAGGUCACGGUGGACACGGAAGUGGCCAUGGUGGAAGUCACGGUAUUGGCCACAGCGGGCAUAAAGGUCUCGGAAGUGGCCAUGUUGGGCUAGGAGGCAAUCAUGGAUGGUUAGGAGGUGGACACGGUAUUGGCCACAGCGGGCAUAAAGGUCUCGGAAGUGGCCAUGUUGGGCUAGGAGGCAAUCAUGGAUGGUUAGGAGGUGGACACGGUAUUGGCCACGGUGGACAUGGCGCCAGUCAUGGCGGACAUGGAGUCCACAGUGCACAUGGAGGCUAUGGUGGACAUGGAGGCAAUAAUGGGUGGUUAGGAGGUGGACAUGGAUCUGGCCAAGGCGGACAUGGGGAAGGACAUCAUGGAGGAGAACAUGAAAAAGUAAUUAUUGUUCCAGUUGUUAAAAAUGUUAAAGUUGUAAAACAUGUGCCUAUUGUGCAAAAUGUGCCAGUAGUACAGCAUAUUGCCGUUGUCGCGGGUAAAGGGGAUGGAAAUUUUCAUGGAGGACUCGGAAAUGGAGGAGGUAAAGGUGCAUACGGAGGUGGAAAUAAUCGGAAAUGGUAG
Argiope bruennichi is the source of this 927-nucleotide messenger RNA. RefSeq lists its product as uncharacterized. The transcript has 2 exons. The coding region runs from base 1 to 927 and encodes 308 amino acids. NCBI's taxonomy places the organism in Eukaryota, Metazoa, Arthropoda, Arachnida, Araneae, Araneidae. The record is from RefSeq and is a predicted model, not a curated record.